Molecule: messenger RNA, 1527 nt
Organism: Monosiga brevicollis MX1
Lineage: Eukaryota; Choanoflagellata; Craspedida; Salpingoecidae
Exons: 6
Source: RefSeq, a predicted model, not a curated record
AUGGCCUACACGCUGCGAAUGACGGCCUUGGCCGUCUUGGGCUUGAUGCUCACCAUUGGCCAAUCCGCUGCCCGGUACGAUCGUGGCCCUCUCGAGCGGCAGCGCACAUUCCCCCUGCCCGCGAAGGCUCACCUCCAUCCUCAUGCUUGUCUCCGCAGCGAGGUUUGCUGGCAAGGCUUUGCCGAUGACUCAUGCACCCCAGGCACUGAGACCUACUUGUCCUGCGGCGAAGAAAAUGUGUGCCAGCACGUUGACGCCAAUGAGUCUACUACGCAGACUUGCGGCACAGGCCAUGUCACCAUCUCUCUCUAUCGAGGCUCGGAAGAGUGCAUGGGUGACCUGGACUACACAACAUCUGUUCCCAUGGUGGGUGGCGAUCAGCCCCGCUGCCUCCGCGCACCUUGCUGGUGCACCUUCUCCGUCUCGCACGACAUCAUUUCAUUGUACACUCGCGUUGCCCCAGAAUACCUGCAUGGCCCUGGGCGAGGAUACCGGCCAUGGCAAGCUCUACUGCCGUACGUAUUCGACUCAGGCCAGUUGCCCCCAUGCUCAAUUCCGCACUCCCUCAGCCCGCCGGCCCUAUUGGUGACAACUUGCACAGGUGACCAGGAUGAGGCCAGUGACGAAGUCAUUCUCGAGCUUGACCCUGCAAUGGAUGCCACCCUCUACGAGCCUGCAGAUGGCGAGGAAGACCACAUUGGGGCCGGCAAGUGCGAUUCUCUGUUUGUUGGCCUGACCAACAACGGAUACCGUCGUCGCAUCUUGAUUCAGUUUGACAUGACCCCGGUCGAUGAAGCCAACAUUGAAGUUAUUUCGGCUCAUUUGACUCUGACUGGCGCCGAGCGUGACACAUCCCUCAUCCUGCGCCGGGCUGAAAAGAACUGGACCGAAGGUAGCAAUGACGUUGCCUCCAAUUCGAACGGCGGCAAUGGCGCCGUAGCCACUGAUGGUGCCACCUGGUUCUACACCAUGCUGGAAGCCAACGAAACGUGGACCAAUGAAGGCGGUGACUACUACGCCCUGACGACCUCGACGGCUGACGUACAGGCUGAAGGCAACGUGACGUUUGAGGACGUGCACAACGAUGUGCGCCACAUGAUGUCCAAUCCCAACUAUGGCUGGCUCAUUGUUGGUGACGAAGCAAACCCUCAGACCACGCUCCGUCUGCCGUCUCGCGAACAUGAUACUGAUGGCCUUCGCCCCAAGCUGACGGUUAUUGGCCGCCUCACCAAUGCCGCCUCGACUCCAGCUCCCGGAAAGACACGCUAUGUCCGCAUUGUGAUCAAGUUUACUUCGGGUAUGGAGCUGAGCGCCAAUUUGAUUCGCCAAGCCAUUGUGAACGAACUCAACGAGCGCGAAAUUCGCGUCGAGGAGCUCGACGUGGUUGUGGUGCGCGCUCAGUCUCGGCGCCGGGAAACGGCCAGCUGGGUCAUCUUUGUGCGCCUUUUGUCCAGCACAACGGUCAAGGCCACCGGGGAUGCUCUUGUUGGCAUGACCGAAGAUGGCUCGCUCGCGGGCAACAUCGAG